Enhydra lutris kenyoni (northern sea otter) is the source of this 2365-nucleotide messenger RNA. RefSeq names its product egl-9 family hypoxia inducible factor 1. The coding region runs from base 73 to 1434 and encodes 453 amino acids. The transcript is spliced from 4 exons. Gene Ontology annotation, biological process: cellular response to hypoxia; peptidyl-proline hydroxylation to 4-hydroxy-L-proline. The record is from RefSeq and is a predicted model, not a curated record. Lineage: Eukaryota; Metazoa; Chordata; Mammalia; Carnivora; Mustelidae. Gene Ontology annotation, cellular component: nucleus; cytoplasm. Gene Ontology annotation, molecular function: ferrous iron binding; peptidyl-proline 4-dioxygenase activity; L-ascorbic acid binding.
GCUCCCCGUCCCCGGGCGAGGCCCUCCGGCCGCCACCUCUCCUGCUCGGCUACCGCCUCCGCCGCCGCCGCCAUGGCUAAUGACAGCGGCGGGCCCGGCGGGCCGAGCCCGAGCGAGCGAGACCGGCAGUACUGCGAGCUGUGCGGGAAGAUGGAGAACCUGCUGCGCUGCAGCCGCUGCCGCAGCUCCUUCUACUGCAGCAAGGAGCACCAGCGCCAGGACUGGAAGAAGCACAAGCUCGUGUGCCAGGGCGGCGAGGGCGCCCCCGGCCACGGAGCGGGCCAGCACCGGCACCCCGGCCCCGCGCCCGCCGCCUCCGCGCCGCCGCCCAGGGCCGGCGGGGCCGGGGCCAGGGAGGCCAGGAAGGCAGCGCCGCGCCGGGACAGCGCCGCCGAAAAGGCGGGCCCGCGGGCCGCCGGGGACUCGGCCAUGGCAAAGGCCAAGCCCGCGGCCGACCCCGCUGCGGCCGCGUCCCCGCCUCGCGCGGCUGCCGGCGGCCAGAGCCAGGCGGCGGCGGUCGAGGCGGAGCCCGCGAAGGAGGAGGACCCGGAGAAGACGAACCUGUACCCGCCCAGCCACACGCCGGGCGAGGGGCUGAGCCACGGCGGCGGCCUGCGGCCCAACGGGCAGACGAAGCCGCUGCCGGCGCUGAAGCUGGCGCUGGAGUACAUCGUGCCGUGCAUGAACAAGCACGGCAUCUGUGUGGUGGACGACUUCCUGGGCAAGGAGACCGGGCAGCAGAUCGGCGACGAGGUGCGCGCCCUGCACGACACCGGCAAGUUCACGGACGGCCAGCUGGUCAGCCAGAAGAGCGACUCGUCCAAGGACAUCCGAGGCGAUAAGAUCACCUGGAUCGAGGGCAAGGAGCCGGGCUGCGAAACCAUCGGGCUGCUCAUGAGCAGCAUGGACGACCUGAUCCGCCACUGUAACGGGAAGCUGGGCAACUACAAAAUCAACGGCCGGACGAAAGCCAUGGUUGCUUGUUAUCCUGGCAAUGGAACGGGUUAUGUGCGUCAUGUUGAUAAUCCAAAUGGAGAUGGAAGAUGUGUGACGUGUAUAUAUUAUCUUAAUCAAGACUGGGAUGCCAAGGUAAGUGGAGGUAUACUUCGAAUUUUUCCAGAAGGCAAAGCCCAGUUUGCUGACAUUGAACCCAAAUUUGAUAGACUGCUGUUUUUCUGGUCUGACCGUCGCAACCCUCACGAAGUACAACCAGCAUAUUCUACAAGGUACGCAAUAACUGUUUGGUAUUUUGAUGCAGAUGAGAGAGCACGAGCUAAAGUAAAAUAUCUAACAGGUAAACGUUAUUUGGGGCCAGGGUCAACCGUAAGGCGGGCAGCCCACAGUCCCGCGCUGCUGUCCCUGAGUGCACGCACGGUCUUUAUUAACUCCACGAAGGCUUGCCCCUUAUUUUUGUCAGAUUCCUUAGUUCCCUGAUGUAAAAGGGAGACUUCUCUCAAGUCAUCUUCCUUGUUCUCUUUAACCAACACUGUCCGAAGAUGAGGAAAGUUUGAGGCCAGAAACCUGAGAAAAUGAUUCAAGUACAAGCUGAGUUUUUCUGUGAUUACCCUUCCCAGUCACCGGCUGCCCAGCUCGUGGUAAUGCCAUCUGACUUCUCUCACUCUCCCGUUAGAAGGAAGUCAGUAAAUACCCUUUCCCUGUUAAACGUACACUCUCUAGAGAAUAUCCGGGUCUUCCACGUUGAAUGUGGACGUGAAGAAAGUGAAUACAAAGGAGACGAAUUGAAAUGCCGAAAUCAUAAGGUAGCCAAGCACGUCGAGGCCAUCCCUGCCAGCGGUGGUGUCCGUAGAUCAACACGCUCGAACCGAAUCUGAAGAUCCUUCAGGAUGCCAGCCCCAUCCCCCCAACCCCCACCACCAACUGUCUCCUGAGAGCAGGGGGUCUUAGUUUUCCAUCAGAUGGAGCACUUCCCUCUUUUCUUCAACCCUAUCUUAUAUCUCCAAAAGUCUGCUCCGUCCUCACAUUACUGAUGUGCUGUAUUUUCAUGAGCCAUUGAUAAUCCCACAUCAUCCUUUUGUAAAAUUAUAAAAUUGGAUGUGCAUUGCUUUUUCUAUGUAUUUUUAAAGUUAUUAUUUGUGGCAGAACCCUAGUGGUGUGCUUUCAGUGACGCUGAACACACUGCUAUUUUAUAGCAAUUCAAAUUGCUUUUUAAGUAAAAAGGAGAUAAAAUUAUUAUCUCUGUAGAGAAUGGCUUUCCCCCGUGAGGGUUUACCAGUUCAGAGUAACGCGUUCAUUAUAACAAUGCUGCAAGGUAGUAAGUCUGAUAGUUUUCAGAUGAUGUAUGUUUGCAAAGCUGUGGCGUUGUGCGCACUGGUAGGAGCUCAGUGGGAAGCAGCAACAGAAAAAC